AUGACGUUGAUCUUGGUCGCUUCCAUCGAGAAAAGUUCAAGCUCCGUUCCACGAUUCGCUUCUUCCCAUCAGGACUCCGAUCAGCUCAACGUGGUUCAAACUUUGGAUUGUGUUCGGUCCUCUCUUCCUCCCUCUUUCCUCUCUCUUGGACCACAAUUGCAGCCAGCUCAGGUCGACUUGUUGGAUAUGCACAGCGAACUUGUGCUAGUUCACCAGUCUCCUUACCUGCACUGUCAAUCAAGCCACAGAUUUGUACCACGAAAAAACAUCCAUGUACCUCAGGAAGUGGCCACUACUGUAGUGAUGAGUGAGAUUCAUCUGAAGACCAUUCUGCCGUCGAUGAGAAUGAGAAUGAUGAUAUGCCUUGGUUGCCGAAGGUCUGGCGUUUGA
Ustilago hordei is the source of this 390-nucleotide messenger RNA. RefSeq lists its product as uncharacterized. The record is from RefSeq and is a predicted model, not a curated record. Bases 1 to 390 code for a protein of 129 amino acids. NCBI's taxonomy places the organism in Eukaryota, Fungi, Basidiomycota, Ustilaginomycetes, Ustilaginales, Ustilaginaceae. The transcript has a single exon.